AUGGACUAUCUGACAGCAAUGGAAUGUAAUCCAGUCUAUGAAUUUCCCUAUAGUGGCUAUCAACCAUGUUCAACACCACUUUUUAAUGAUAAUAUAAAUACGUUAUUAUCGAGUAUUAACCCACCAAUAGGUGAUCAAUGCUGCUAUCAGCCUCCGACAAUUACUUUAAACUGUGUUCCACAAAUAAAUUCGAAUGUAUGCAACAGAGAGACACUUGUCUAUCAAGCACCAGAAAAUAUGCCUAUUGAAACAAUUUUACAAGAGCUUGGUGUUAACGUGAAUACAAUACAACGAACUGGUUCUCUCGAUAACUGUUACCGAAAUGUAUGUGAUCCAAUGGAAGUUACUAUUUUAUCUCCUUCACGUCGUCGUCGUCGACGACUUGUUUGUCAUGAAGUCUCAGAUUCUGAGGAUGAUCAUUAUUACAGAAGACGUCCACCACGUCAUCGUUCGUAUGAUCCUGAUUCUUUGCCCGAUCGUCCAGAUAAAUCUCCAACUGCUAUUCAUGAUGUAUUAAGCAACGUAUGGAAUAAAGCAAGAACAGUACCAGAACGUUUACCACGAUCUUCUUCAGAUCCGAAUAUUGCUCGGCAAUGGGAAGCAAUGCGGAAUUAUACUCCUCCUCCAUCAAGUAAUGCUAAUAUGAAUAAAGUUUGGCAAUCAAUGCGAAGUACUCCUCCUCCUCCUCCUCCAUCAAGUAAUGCUAAUAUGGAUAGAAUCUGGCGAGCCAUGCAAAAUACUCCUCCUCCAUCGAGCAAUGCUAAUAUGAAUAAAGUUUGGCAAUCAAUGCGAAAUGCACCUCCGUCACCUAAUCCUGCAACUAUGAAUGCUUGGCAAGCAAUGCGAAAUGCACCUCCAUCACCUAAUCCUGCAACUAUGAAUGCUUGGCAAGCAAUGCGAAAUGCACCUCCAUCACCUAAUCCUGCAACUAUGAAUGCUUGGCAAGCAAUGCGAAAUGCACCUCCGUCACCUAAUCCUGCAACUAUGAAUGCUUGGGAAGCCAUGCGAAAUGCACCUCCGUCACCUAAUCCUGCAACUAUGAAUGCUUGGCAAGCAAUGCGAAAUGCACCUUCAUCACCUAAUCCUGCAGCUAUGAAUGCUUGGGAAGCCAUGCGAAAUGCAUCUCCACCAAUGUCACCAUAUGGGCAAACUGCUGUUACUAAUGCUUGGCAAAAUGCAAAUAAUGCAAGUCAACAACAAGCAAAUUCUAUUGCACGAGCGUUCAAUCUUAUGCAACAAUCACCUGGUAAUGUUAUUCAACCGCCACCACGACCGAAUCCAGCCGUACAAAACGCUUGGAGCCGUGCUAGUCUUGCAUCACCAUCAAUGGCCAAUAAUCCUUGGAAUCGUAUGCCAACUCCUGGUUUCCCAUAUCCAUCGGGAGGUUUACCACCAGGAACUCCUAAUCCUAGUAGAGCACCUGCUCCGAGAUCGUUUGCUGCACUACUAUCUCAAGCACAAAGACAACAUUUGCCUUAUGCAGGAGCCAUGUGA
Messenger RNA from Rotaria sp. Silwood2, 1494 nucleotides. Lineage: Eukaryota; Metazoa; Rotifera; Eurotatoria; Philodinida; Philodinidae. The record is from the annotation of a GenBank genome assembly.